AUGUCGGCGUCGAACGAUGGCUACGGCCAAAACCCCCCGCAGCAACAGCCUUUUGUCGAUCAGCCUCAGGAUGGCUACGACCCCCAGACUGGUCAAGCCACUCAGCCUGCUGCCGCCGACCAUGGCAAAAAGAAGAAGAGAGGCUACGCGACCCAGGCGUACGAGUUCGGAGCUGGUGCCAACUCCAAUGUUGCUGGCGCACCUGCGCAAGCGCCAGGCGGUCUGUAUGGCAUGCCUCAGCCGCAAGCUUCAGCAUAUGGAGGUUAUCCCCAACAGGAUGCCCAGCCCGCGGCUGCAGCUUAUGGCUCUCCGCAGUCGCAACAGUAUGGUAUACAACAGCCCGCUGCCGCCCCGGCCGGAGGUUAUGGUGGAUAUCAACCCCCGGAUGCCAGUUACCCUGCACCCGGUGGCGCUCCUGCCGCCGGCGGAGUUGCUGGCCUCAAUCAACAGAUGGCCGGCAUGAAUCUCGGUGGCCAGCCGCAACAGCCUGCUUCUGGUCAGGGCGCUCGUCCUAUGGCCCUGAACCAGCUGUAUCCUACUGAUUUGAUGAAUCAGCCGUUCAACGUCUCCGAAUUGGAUCUGCCUCCUCCUCCCAUCAUACUGCCUCCCAACACUAGCGUAACCCCUUCCCCCGACGCGAACUGUUCCCCCAAAUACGUGCGCUCUACCCUCAAUGCCGUUCCGACGACACACUCCCUCCUUAAGAAGUCGCGGUUACCUUUUGCGCUUGUCAUCCAGCCAUACGGGGCUCUCCAUGACAGCGAAGACCCGAUUCCCAUCGUGCAGGAUCAAGUCAUUGCACGCUGCCGAAGGUGCAGGACAUAUAUCAACCCCUUUGUCACCUUCUUGGACCACGGCCACCGAUGGCGCUGCAACAUGUGUAACCUGACAAAUGACGUACCUCAAGCCUUCGACUGGGAUGCCGCGUCGCAGAGAAGCACUGAUCGAUGGGGCCGUUACGAGCUGAACUACUCUGUCGUCGAAUUUGUCGCACCCCAAGAGUACAUGGUCCGCCCUCCCCAGCCUCUUGUUUACCUUUUCCUCUUUGAUGUGAGCUACGCCGCUGUCUCAACCGGCCUGCUUGCCACUAGCGCCCGGACCAUUCUCGACAGCCUUGACAGGAUACCCAAUGCCGAUCGUCGCACUCGACUUGGCUUUAUUGCCGUAGAUUCCAGCUUACACUACUUUUCGGUUCCCAAGGAUGGUGAAGAAAACGCCGAAACCAACAUGUUGGUGGUCAGCGACUUGGAUGAGCCUUUCCUCCCCGUGCCCCAGGACCUGCUAGUGCCUUUGACGGAAAGCCGCCAGAGCAUUGAAAGCUUUCUAACGAAGUUGCCAGAAAUGUUCCAGAGCAACCAAAACAACGGUUCUGCGAUGGGCUCGGCCCUCAGAGCAGGCCACAAGCUCAUUUCAGCCCUGGGAGGAAAAAUCGUGGUGCUUAGCGCCUCGUUGCCUAACGUAGGUGUCGGCAAACUGGAAAUGCGUGAAGACAAGAAGCUUCUCGGUACAAGCAAGGAAAGCAGCUUAUUGCAGACUUCAAACAGCUUUUAUAAGAGCUUUGCCGUGGAAUGCUCCAAGAACCAAGUCUCCAUCGACAUGUUCCUGUUCUCGUCGCAAUACCAGGAUGUCGCCUCCCUUAGCAACUUGCCGAGAUAUACCGGAGGUCAAACCUGGUUUUAUCCCGGUUGGAACGCCGGCCGUCCAGAGGAUGCCAUCAAGUUCGCCUCUGAAUUCAGUGAUUACUUGUCCUCAGAAAUUGGGUUGGAGGCCGUCCUUCGCGUUCGCGCCACCACUGGCUUACGCAUGAAUGCUUUCUACGGUAACUUCUUCAACCGAAGUUCGGACUUGUGCGCAUUCCCGGCUUUCCCUCGAGACCAGUGCUAUGUGGUUGAAGUGGCCAUCGACGAGAACUUGACCAAGAAUGUUGUUUGCCUGCAGGCGGCAGUCCUCCACACAACCUGCAACGGAGAACGACGUAUCCGUGUCAUGACUUUAGCUCUGCCAACGACCACCAACCUCGCCGAUAUUUACGCCUCGGCGGAUCAGCAAGCGAUUACAACGUAUUUUAGCCACAAGGCGGUUGAGCGUGCUUUGAGUGGAGGUUUGGAGGCUGCCCGUGAUUCCCUUCAGAACAAAUUGAUCGAGCUUCUCCAGACUUUCAGAAAGGAAUUGGCAGGUGGCAGCAUGGGCGGUGGAUUACAGUUCCCCUCCAACCUCCGCGGCCUCCCCAUUCUGUUCCUUGGUCUCAUGAAGAACGUUGGUCUCCGAAAAUCUGCGCAGAUCCCAUCAGACUUGCGGUCUGCCGCCCUCUGCUUGCUGUCGACGCUGCCUGUUCCUCUUCUCAUGCAGUAUAUUUACCCCCGCCUCUACUCUCUCCACGACAUGCCCGACAACGCGGGUGUGCCUGAUCAAGAGACAAGUCAAAUUGUGCUCCCGCCGCCUCUGAAUCUCUCAUCUGAGCGGUUGGUUCCAUACGGACUGUACCUUAUUGAUGACGGCCAGACACAGUUUUUGUGGGCAGGCAGGGACGCAGUGCCACAGUUGCUGAUGGACGUGUUCGGCGUUGAAGACAGGACUCAGCUGCGUGUGGGCAAGGGAGCGGUGCCGGAAUUGGAAAAUGACUUCAAUGAGCGGGUACGGGCAGUAAUUCACAAGAGUCGGGAUCACAAGUCCAAGGGAGUUGGCAGCAUCAUUUUACCCCAUCUCUAUGUCGUCCGAGAAGACGGCGAGCCGAGUCUCAAACUGUGGGCGCAGACCCUACUAGUGGAGGAUAGAGCAGACCAGGGCAUGAGUGCAGCGCAAUGGCUCGGAAUUCUGAGAGAAAAGGUUGUGACUUGA
Molecule: messenger RNA, 2838 nt
Organism: Colletotrichum truncatum
Lineage: Eukaryota; Fungi; Ascomycota; Sordariomycetes; Glomerellales; Glomerellaceae
Product: Sec23/Sec24 trunk domain-containing protein
Biological process (GO): intracellular protein transport; COPII-coated vesicle cargo loading; endoplasmic reticulum to Golgi vesicle-mediated transport
Cellular component (GO): COPII vesicle coat; endoplasmic reticulum exit site
Molecular function (GO): SNARE binding; zinc ion binding
Source: RefSeq, a predicted model, not a curated record